Molecule: messenger RNA, 2863 nt
Organism: Danio rerio (zebrafish)
Lineage: Eukaryota; Metazoa; Chordata; Actinopteri; Cypriniformes; Danionidae
Source: RefSeq, a predicted model, not a curated record
AGCCGAACAGUGGAACGGUAUUUACAUCUUCACAGACCACUUUAAACAAACACAAGCCACACUGACAUCGUUUGAGCAGCCAAGGAGUCUAUUUUCAAACACAACAAAUAUCAACAGUCAUGGGCAAGAAUAGGACCACCAGUUCUAGUUUUCAUCCUCACUGUGAAAAAUGUCACAAUUGGAACUGCAAGUUUCCCAUAGAAAUCUCAACAUCUUGUAUUUUCAUUUCCUGCCGCUUAAACUGUGGAGCUGCCUUCCACCUUUGUACAGAGGAUGAGCAUCGUCUUCUAUGCCCUAAAGAAACAGUACCAUGCCUCAACUCUGGUUAUGGCUGUCCCAUGACUAUGACACGAAAAAGACUUGCCCAGCACCUAGAAGUGUGUCCUGCCAGUGUGGUUACAUGUACCUUGGAAUGGAACCGAUGGCCGGUAAAUGAGACUGAUACCACCUUCUAUAGGAAUGCUCUACAGGAUCCAAACUGGAUGAGUCAGCUAGACCUUGCAAUGGCCCUUAGAGAUCAGAAGCUUCUCUUUGAUUCAAUCCAGAUGAAGACACUGUUCCCUGAGUUGAUAGAGAAGGUAGAGGAGCCUGAGGUUUCACUGGACGGUGCUGUUGGAGGACUUGAUCCAGAGUGCUCAGAGUCUCAGAUCUUAAUCCCAGAAGAGUCGUUGGAGGAUAGCCUUAAUGGAGAAGAGAUCAAAGAACUAACCCAAGAGGAACGUCUCGCUUUGGCUGAGAGUAAAGAUGUAGCCUGCUUGGAGAACUACGGGAUAUGGGAGAGAAUGUUUGCGAAGGAGAAGCAAGGGUGCAAUCAGACAGUGAAGAAAUUAGAGGAUAAAAGUUGUCAGAUUAAAGACAAGAAUUCCCCUCAGAAUUCCGACAAUCUAGACAUUGAUAGGACAGGUUUAGCUCCUUGGCAAGAUGGUGUUCUUGACAGGCUCCGUAAAGAGGUCAACGUGGCUGAGUAUAAUAUGUAUCUGGUCCACAACGGAUGCAUGCUUAUCAACUUCGGCCAACUGGCAGCUUGCACGCCUAAAGAAAAAGAUUUUGUUUAUGGCAAUUUAGAGCCCAUUGAAGUUCAAACCAUACACUCCUUCAAUGUGCCCACCAGCUACAGAGCCAAACGUAGCCAUCUGAAGGAUCCAUCCCAAAUGAUUAAAAAGACACACCGAUCUGUGGACACAUCUGAUUUAGGCAUUGCAACUGAAGUGCUUCCAAAGGCAAAAGUGGUAGAAUCCACACUGCUGUGCUCUCUUGAAAGAGAAUAAAAAGGUCAUCAGAUUUGUGAGAGUAUUGGGAUCGACGGGCUAUAUGUUGACGUUGGCACCCAAACCUUUGACUUCCAUUCUGCUCCAUUCAAAAGUGAUGCAACUUUGGCCAAUGUUGUUGCAGAUCAGCCUCAAAGCCUACACGUGCAAAUUCAAACCGAAUGUGUGACUAGGAGGCACAACAAAUUAUGCUCAGCCUUUACUUACCUGUGCCAUCAUGCCUUCAGGCGUGAAGAAUAUCCCUGGCACUUUAGGAACGUGCAUGGAGACAUCCAAUCAUGCCUUACUGGCUGGUUUUUACAGCGGUGCCCACUGGCUUACCUCGGUUGCACCUUUAGCCAGAAGCAAUUUCGGCCAUCUAAAUAUCAUGCCAUUGUAAGCUAUGAUGCAGAUCUUAGUACUUUCAUCUUACAACCAGAAGUGACAGCAUCUCUUUACAAAGGAGUAAAAACCGUUAACAGUGAACGCAAACGUGCCAAGAAUUUGGAUUCCUUGAGCAGACUUCCUUUUGAAAUCUUGCAACACAUAGUGAGUUUUCUGGAUAGCAUGUCUUUGGGUCGUCUAUCUCAAGUUUCCCAGCUAAUGAGGGAAGUUUGCAGUACUGUUCUUCAGCAGAAGGGCAUGGUGUCACUCAAAUGGGAGAAAAAGACAUACUCUCAUGGUGGAUUCACUUGGAGGGCACGUAAAAAGGCAUGGGAGUUCAGCAGUCUGUUCUCUCCGGUGGAUAAAUGGGUUUUUGAAGACAUGCCCCCUAUGGCAGAACACCUGAAGGUUUGUCCUUUCUACCAAAAGGAGAUCAGAAGUGAACCUGUGGCGUUACCCAGUAUGACAGAUCUCCCGGAGAGAAGAGAGGAAUUCCAGACUCUAGUCAACAAUGUCUUUACAGCUGACAAGGCUAAUGGAGAUUAAGAGACUGCUUGUGGUACCACUGUUAUUAAAUAUGAAUUUAUGUUUUGGUCAGUUAACUUGUACUUUAAAGAUAUAGUUAAUUUGUCAUUAUUUACCCUAUAGCAGUCACUAGCAGGUUGCCUUUUUUGUGUUCCAUAGAGUCAUUUAGAAAAGUCUAACUCAAAGUCAGGACUGGAACAAAAUUACAGUGAGGAAAUGAUGACAUGUUUUUCUUUGAAAGAUCUUCGCUGACAUCUAGAGGCUGAAAAAUACACUCACAAAGGUUUCACAAUGGAUAAAUGCAUACGGAUUAAAGAGAAAAAAAGGGAUUCAUGUUCAAAUAUAUAUAUCUUUUAUCAAAUAUACUUAGAAAAUGAAUCAUAUGAUGACAUUAUUUAAGUAUCACAAAGCAUAGCCCUAAAACAAUCAAAUUCAGUAUACAUUAUUGUAAUUUUUUUAAUUAACCAGGCCAGAAUAAAUAUGUUGUUUAUUUUUUUGAAUACAUGUUACACUGACAAUGGAGCACUAUAUCAUUCGUAUUUUGACAAUUUCUGUCCACAAAAGUUAUAUAAAAGUGUAAGUGUAAACUUGGAUUUAACAUCUUUUCUAUGUAAAUUAAAACACUUUUGUAAAUUUAAUCUGAUUAAAAUGCAACAUGUCUUCAGUAUUUUUAUACUUCACUAAUAAAAAUGCUUGUUUUGGGGUUU